Messenger RNA from Coccinella septempunctata (seven-spotted ladybird), 1900 nucleotides. RefSeq names its product arylsulfatase B-like. The record is from RefSeq and is a predicted model, not a curated record. The transcript has 8 exons. The coding region runs from base 68 to 1777 and encodes 569 amino acids. Lineage: Eukaryota; Metazoa; Arthropoda; Insecta; Coleoptera; Coccinellidae.
UCAGUAGAUCCUUAACCGGAUAACUGGCUAUAAAUGAGCCAUUCUUCUGUCGUCGAGGUUUAGUGUGAUGCGCGAUUUUUUUUUGCGUGUGUUUAGUGGACUGCCAGUCGAAAUGAGUGGAUAUUUGUUAUUUUUCAGCGUGCUGUUUGUUUCAAAGUGCGGAUUUGGAUUUAUAGCUGGUGCUGGAAGACCUCAUAUUGUUUUCAUAAUAGCUGAUGAUCUUGGUUGGAAUGACGUUGGUUUUCACGGAGGCAACCAGAUUCCUACUCCAAAUUUGGACGCUUUAGCAUACAACGGUAUCAUUUUGAACAGCCAUUAUGUCCAAUCGAUGGGAACACCAUCAAGAGCAGCCUUAUUCACUGGAAAAUACCCUACAAGACUUGGGAUGCAAGGACAUUCCAUCGAGGUGUCUGAAAGAAGGACUCUUCCCGAGGGAAAGAUAUUGCCGCAAUAUUUCAAGGAAAUGGGCUAUUCGACCUACUUGGUCGGUAAAUGGGAUCUGGGUUAUUCAAGAUGGAAUGCCACCCCAACACAGAGAGGUUUUGAUCAUCACUUUGGUUAUUUUAAUGAAUAUACCAGCUACUACGAUUAUCUUUCUACCUGGAAGAUUAAAGGUAAGGAAUAUACAGGUUUCGACCUGAGAAACGACAAGGCCCCUUCUUGGGAAAACGUGGGGAAAUACGCCACUGACCUCUUCACGGAAUACGCUGUGAGCACCAUACAGAACCACGAACCCAGCACGCCACUGUUGAUGAUGGUCUCUCAUCUAGCCGUGCACAGCGGAAACGAGGGAAAACCACUGGAAGCGCCUCAGGAGACCAUAAACAAAUUUAAACACAUUGUGGAUUCCAACAGAAGGACGUAUGCAGCUAUGGUGUCAAAGCUCGACGACAGCGUAGGCCUCAUAGUCCAAGCUCUGGCCGCCAAAGGGAUGCUCCAGAACUCAGUCGUGGCCUUCAUCUCAGACAACGGCGCACCUUCGGUCGGUCACUUCAGGAACUGGGGCUCAAACUACCCCCUGCGAGGCAUAAAAGACACCCUCUUCGAGGGAGGCGUCCGUAGCGUCGCCUGCGUCUGGAGCCCUUUACUCGUACAAUCCGGAAGGGUGUCCAGAGACCUCAUUCACAUAACCGACUGGUUACCGACCCUUUUCACUGCCGCAGGGGGAGAUUCUUCCCUGCUGGACCUCGACAUCGACGGGAUAGACCAAUGGGCGAGCCUCGUUUACGAUCUGCCUUCGGCUAGGAGCGACAUCCUUUUGAACAUCGACGAGAAGACGAGGAAUGCAGCCUUGAGGCUGUCGAAUUGGAAGCUGAUUGUUGGAAGCAGCAACAACGGCUCAUACAACGGCUAUCUCGGCGAGGCAGUCCUGGAAAACAUCCAGGACCUGGAAUACGACAUCGCCGCGGUACACCAGAGUCCCGCAGGCCAGAGCAUCAGGAAAGUGUCCUAUUCCCCCAUCGAGAUGGAGGAGUACGCCAGAAUCAGGAGCAGGGCGACGCUGAGAUGCGUGCCUAAUGGCGAAAAAAAUCCGUGCGACCCAUCCAGUAAUCCAGUCUGUCUGUACGAUAUACCCAGCGAUCCGUGCGAGGAAAACGACCUGGCUAAAUACUUCCCGAGCGUGGUGAGGAGGCUUAAGCGUUCUCUGGUGGAGUAUCGGAGGGACCUCCAGCCGCAAAUUGAACAGGAAUUCGACAUUGAAAAGGCAGAUCCAAAACUUUUCAAAUACACUUGGAAUCCUUGGCUGGAUUGCGCCGACGUAGGGUGCACCUCUUAAUUGCUUAAAUUAUUUAAAUUCCCCACGAAUUAUUUCCCAUCUUGUAAGAUCUCAUGAGUGUGCUUUGAUGUGUCUGCGAUUAGUUGCUGUAUUUAUUAUGUUUCAAUAAAAAAAUUAGGAGUA